Molecule: messenger RNA, 3881 nt
Organism: Cuscuta campestris
Lineage: Eukaryota; Viridiplantae; Streptophyta; Magnoliopsida; Solanales; Convolvulaceae
Source: the annotation of a GenBank genome assembly
ACCAAACCCUUAUAUUUAGACAUUUGACUCUUCUUCAAUCAAAAUAUACAAGUUAAAAGAGUUUGUCAGAUUGGGAGGGAAAGGUUAAUGUGUGGUCUACCAAAUCUCACGUUCCAAAAAUGUUAUUCUCCUUGCACAAUUGGCAAAGACAAAGAGUGUCAAGAAACCCAUUCGGUUUUCUGUUUUACCUGUAAUCAACUGCUCACUUUGCCCUUAUUUUGAAAAGGAGUCAUGACCUCCCCCUUCCGAACGAAGAUUAAGCUCAACCAACUCAGGAGUUCCUCGUUGGGCGGAUUUGUCCCCAAGUUCUUUCCAGGUCCAUUAGACCAUAACCCAUAUUUUUUCUUUGAAAUGCGUGCAAUUAUAAGAGGACCCGGAUGAGUUUCUUCAUGGUUUGACAGUGGGAGCUGUCCAAAGUUUGAAUCUUUUUUUGAGUUUCUUGGUGAAAUCCCAAAUCUGGGCAGCCAUUAUUAGUCUCUCUGGACUCUGGAUCUUCACAAGAAUGGCUCCCAGUUCUGUGGUGGUCACCAUUGACAACUCCAACAAGAACAUCUCCCUGGUCGAGAUCAACGGCUCCAAUUCUCCAGCCGCCUUUCGUGACCAGCUCAAAAAGUCGGCAAAUCCGAAGACUUUCCUCGUUCUCAGAGCUCACAGAGCUCUCUCUUGCCUCCCAUGGCUAGCCAUGGCUCUGCGCUCAACUUUUUCUUCUGUCAAGAAACGCAUCGCCUUGUCCAGAAGCCGGGGCGGCGGCGGCGAGGGAGAAGAUCCCAAACACCGGGGAAAGCUUCACAGGUUUAUCAGAGCCUUUCUUGCCGUCUCCGUGGUGGCGUUGGUUCUGGAGAUUCUCGCUUAUUAUAACCGGUGGAAUUUCAGUCCCGGAGAGGUUCAUAACAUCCUGCAGUGGAGUUAUUUGUCUUGGAUGUCUUUCAGAGCCGAUUAUAUUGCCCCCUCCAUUGUUGGGCUUUCCAAGUUCUGUACUGUUCUUUUCCUCAUUCAAUCCCUGGACCGUUUGACGCUUUGCUUGGGGGGUUUCUGGAUUAAGUACAAGAAACUCAAGCCUGCAAUUGAUGAAGAUUCAUAUGAUCCAGAGGAUUCCCAGAGCUUCCCCAUGGUUCUUGUGCAGAUUCCCAUGUGCAAUGAAAGAGAGGUCUUUGCGCAAUCUAUAGGAGCAGUGUGCAAUUUGGAUUGGCCCAAGGACCGGUUUCUGGUCCAGAUUUUGGAUGAUUCAGAUGAUGAGGAUUUGCAGCAGAUGAUCAAGAAUGAAGUCUUGUCUUGGAAGGAGAAGGGAGUGAACAUAGUGUACAGACAUCGGUUGAUCAGAACCGGUUACAAAGCCGGAAACCUCAACUCGGCAAUGAUGUGUGACUAUGUCAAAGAUUAUGAGUUCGUCGCAAUCUUUGAUGCCGAUUUCCAGCCCAACCCAGAUUUCCUUAAACUGUCUGUUCCUCAUUUUAAGGGGAAUCCAGAAGUAGGAUUGGUUCAGGCAAGAUGGUCCUUUGUGAACAAGGAUGAGAAUCUACUCACAAGGCUUCAAUACAUCAACUUGUGCUUCCAUUUUGAGGUGGAGCAGCAAGUGAAUGGCCAUUUUCUCAACUUCUUCGGGUUCAAUGGGACGGCUGGGGUGUGGAGGAUCAAGGCCCUAGAGGAGUCAGGAGGAUGGCUUGAGAGGACCACUGUGGAGGACAUGGACAUCGCGGUUAGGGCACAUUUGAACGGAUGGAAGUUUGUGUUCUUGAACGAUGUUAGGGCGUUGUGCGAGCUUCCCGAGUCUUAUGAAGCUUACAAGAAGCAACAACACCGUUGGCAUUCCGGUCCUAUGCAACUCUUCCGGCUAUGCCUCCCCGCCAUUUUGACUUCCAAGAUAUCAAUAUGGAAGAAGGGCAAUCUAAUAUUCCUCUUCUUCCUUCUAAGAAAAUUGAUCCUCCCCUUUUACUCAUUUACCCUCUUCUGCAUCAUACUUCCCCUAACGAUGUUCAUCCCAGAAGCCGAACUACCGGCAUGGGUGAUCUGUUACAUCCCCAUCACCAUGUCCAUCUUGAACAUUCUCCCCUCGCCGAAAUCCUUCCCCUUUCUGGUCCCAUACCUCCUAUUCGAAAACACAAUGUCGGUCACGAAAUUCAAUGCCAUGGUCUCUGGGCUCUUUCAGCUAGGCAGUGCGUACGAAUGGGUGGUCACCAAGAAGACCGGGCGGUCGUCCGAAUCCGACCUGCUGGCUUUUGCAGAGAAAGAGUCCAAGAACCCGUCCGGGGAGAAAAUCCAGAGGCGGUUAUCCGAAUCAGGCCUGGAAAUGUAUGGGAAACUGAAGGAUCUCGACGUCCAAGCGGAGAUCGCGAAGAAGAAGAAGAAGAAGAGCAAUAGGAUUUAUAGGAAGGAGUUGACUUUGGCUUUUCUGCUACUCACAGCAGCUGCAAGAAGCCUUUUGUCUGCUCAAGGGAUACAUUUCUAUUACUUGCUGUUUCAAGGUUUGGCUUUUCUUGUGGUGGGAUUGGACUUAAUUGGAGAACAAGUGAGCUAAAGAUAAUAUGAAACAUAUAAAGAAAGAAAAAAAACAUGGGGUGGCCUCUUUAAUUUGGUCCAGCCUUUUUGCAUUUUUUUUACUUCUUGGAGUCUACUGUGUUACAGUGAGUUGAACAGCAGAUAGUUUUUUACAGGUGAAUUUAAAGAUGUAACAUACUUAUAUAUUCUUUCCUUUUUUUUACUUCUUUAUUUUCCAUUUGUGUAAUUAUAUGUACUUUUACAAUGUUAUUAUUAUUAUUCAUAAUAAUAAUGAAUCAUUUAUUUCAUGUAUAGUUCAUUUUUUGUUAUCUGUUGGGAAAGUUGCAACAUUUUGUUAUUUUGGUAAUUUUUUUUUGAGUUGGAUGAAUGGAUAAAAGCCCAUAUUUUGGGCUUGGCUUCGAACGGAAGUUCGGGCUCAAGGCCCAAACAGCGCAUUUGCUCCUAACCGCAAUUCCGCAAAUGUCGCUUUGUUGGCGGAGGAGGCCGCAGUCAUCCUUGUCGCAUUUCGCAGCGGAAAGACUUUUUCUUUAAACGCCGCUCGCCGCCGACGACUUCAGUGCUUGAAGUUCGCGCUAUAAUUCUAUUGUUUUUCGCUCCUGUAAUCUGUGAAGUUGGAGGGUGAUGUCGUUGUGGCAGAAGCAGCAACCCGUGGGAGAUGAAAAGGACGCAUUUUAUGUUGUUCGUAAGGGAAAUGUAAUUGGAGUCUACAAAAGCUUAAGUGAUCUGCAAGCCCUAAUUCGGUCUUCCGUUGGAGAUCCUUCUUUAAGUGUGUUUAAAGGGUAUUUCCUGCGCAAAGAAUCUGAAGAAUACAUUGCUUCUCGGGGGCUGAAGACUGCAAUGUACUCUGUCGAUGUUAAAGCUGUUCGAAAUGAUCUCUUUGGUUUACUUGUACCCUGCCCUUUCCGGCAACCAGGUUCUUCCAAAGAUAAACCCCUCGGCAAGGAACUUCCGGAGAAAAGGACGUUGGUAAUAUGUAAUAUGUGAUACCUCCUCUGCCCCACUGGGAAAUUCUAACUUGUAAUGCAAUUUUCACUACAAUUUAGAAAUUUUCAGCCGAACGGAGGAAGUGCUAUUAUUGUUUGAUAUUGAAUGAUGUUAUUAGCCCAUAUUUAGUGUUUAUAGCCUUACAGCAUAUUUAUAGGAACUGAGGAAUUGAUAUGAUUUUGUAUUCAACCAGUGUCUUUCCAUUAUCAGUCAUUCAUUUCAAUGCCCAAUAUCAAUAUGAGUAACCAUAUAACCUUGAAAAAAUAAUGGAGCCCCAACCAGUUCUACAUAUAGUAAAAGUGUUUUAUAGUCAAAUUUGGAACUUUCUGGUUCAUUCUGUUAUUCUCUCAAUUCAUCUAUGUAAAAUUUGCACUAAAUAGGACUAAAACAUAGGUCAUUUC